CCAAUUUCUCUUGAGAUCAUAGAAAUGUGUUUCAAAAUAAGAAGGAAGAUCGAUAACCUCUAAAUUCCUUAAAUUAAUAAAAAGAUUCAAUUUUUAUAUAGCGUAAUGUAUAUAGCAGGAAUCUAAAAAGAGUUAUUUUUGGUAUUUAAUCCUGACCCAAAAGCUGUAAGGGAUCAUGUCGAAUACAGGCGAUGGUAGUUUUAUACCUGCAUCCCAAAGGCCAGAUGGCACUUGGCGAAAAGCCAGACGUGUUAAAGAUGGAUAUGUCCCCCAGGAAGAAGUUCCUCUUUACGAGAGCAAGGGGAAACAGAUCUUGAAUAGAGUUGCGAAGUCUCAAACUAUUGUCUUACCUACAGGCCAAAUAGCUCAUCAAGCAAUUCCUGGAUUGUUUAUUGUUGAAGAUAAGAAUAAAGACAAGAAAACUUCGAAAAAGAAAUCGAAAAAGAAUACCGAAAUUGAUAAUUUGGCUACUAAAAUAAGUAGUACCAAUUUGAAUGGCCAGAAGAGUAGCCCCAAUAAAAACAAUAAAGACAAAAAGGAUGUAGAAAAAGUUGAUACAGAAAUAUCAGUUGAGAAAAAAAUCAAAAACUUGAAGAAGAAAGUCCGGGAAAUUGAGGCCCUGGAAGAAAAACUCAAAAGUGGUAGCAUAACAAAACCGGAACCAGAACAAUUACAAAAAAUAAAAAGAAAAAACGAUUUACUCAUGCAAAUCCGUGAAUUAGAAAAAACAUUAUGAUUAAAUAUGGGGUGAAUGCAUUUUGUAAUUUUUAUAACUUAAUAAUAGUUUUAACUAGAUAUUUUGCCAUUUUUUCAAAGUUCAUUAGUUACUGAAUUAUGUUAAAACAAAUUUUUAAGCAAUAAACUCAUGAUCCUUGCAAU
Messenger RNA from Harmonia axyridis, 879 nucleotides. It is a transcript of the gene Pym, whose product is annotated as partner of Y14 and mago. The transcript is spliced from 3 exons. The coding region runs from base 176 to 736 and encodes 186 amino acids. Gene Ontology annotation, biological process: exon-exon junction complex disassembly. NCBI's taxonomy places the organism in Eukaryota, Metazoa, Arthropoda, Insecta, Coleoptera, Coccinellidae. The record is from RefSeq and is a predicted model, not a curated record. Gene Ontology annotation, cellular component: cytoplasm; exon-exon junction complex. Gene Ontology annotation, molecular function: RNA binding.